GGGAAGAGCUAGGAGCGCCGCCGCCGCCAUUUUGUCUCUGUCACUCUGGCGGCAGCGCGAGCGCGCGGUCGGUCGGGGAAGGAGCGUGGGGCAGGGGGGCGAAGGCGGCGGCGGUGCUUGGCAAGGGGCCACUCGGGUAUCAGGACACGAUGAUAUCGGCCGCCCAGCUCCUCGACGAGCUCAUGGGCCGGGACAGGAAUCUGGCCCCGGAUGAGAAGCGCAGCAACGUGCGGUGGGACCACGAGAGCGUUUGUAAAUACUACCUUUGUGGGUUUUGUCCAGCUGAAUUAUUUACAAAUACCCGUUCUGACUUAGGUCCAUGUGAAAAAAUUCAUGAUGAAAAUCUGCGUAAACAAUAUGAGAAGAGCUCUCGUUUUAUGAAAGUGGGCUAUGAAAGAGACUUCCUGCGGUAUUUACAGAGCUUACUUGCAGAGGUGGAACGGAGGAUUCGAAGAGGGCAUGCUCGUUUGGCACUGUCACAGAACCAGCAGUCAUCAGGUCAGGCAGCUGGACCUACUGGUAAAAACGAAGAGAAGAUUCAGGUCUUAACUGACAAAAUUGAUGUACUUCUACAACAGAUUGAAGAAUUGGGUUCUGAAGGAAAGGUGGAAGAGGCGCAAGGAAUGAUGAAACUUGUUGAACAGUUAAAAGAAGAGAGAGAGUUGCUGAGAUCUACAACUUCAACAAUUGAGAGCUUUGCAGCUCAAGAAAAGCAAAUGGAAGUUUGUGAAGUCUGUGGAGCCUUUUUAAUAGUAGGAGAUGCACAGUCCAGGGUGGAUGACCACUUGAUGGGAAAACAGCACAUGGGUUAUGCCAAAAUUAAAGCUACUGUAGAAGAAUUAAAAGAAAAGUUAAGAAAAAGAACUGAAGAACCUGAACGUGAUGACAAGUUAAAAAAAGAGAAACAAGAGCGAGAAGAGAGAGAAAAAGAGAGGGAGCGUGAAAGAGAAGAGAGGGAAAGGAAGAGACGACGUGAGGAAGAAGAAAAGGAAAAAGAGAGGGCACGUGACAGAGAAAGACGUAAGAGGAGUCGUUCCCGUAGCAGACAUUCAAGCAGAACAUCUGACAGAAGAUGCAGCCGGUCACGGGACCACAAAAGAUCAAGAAGCAGAGAGAGAAGGCGAAGCAGGAGUCGAGAUCGACGAAGAAGCAGAAGCCAUGAUCGGUCAGAAAGAAAACAUAGGUCUCGCAGUCGGGACAGGAGACGAUCAAAAAGUCGAGAUCGGAAAUCGUACAAGCACAGAAGCAAAAGCAGAGAUCGAGAACAAGACAGGAAAUCUAAAGAAAAAGAAAAGAGGGCAUCUGAUGAUAAAAAAAGUAGUAUGAAGUCCAGUAGUCGAGAAAAACAGAGUGAAGACAGAAAUACAGACUCGAAGGACAGUGAUACUAAGAAUGAGGUCAAUGGGACCAAUGAAGACAUUAAAUCUGAAGUGCAGCGUAAGUAUGCACAGAUGAAGAUGGAGCUAAGCCAAGUAAGAAGACAUACUAAAGCACCUUCUGAAGGAAAAGACAGUGUAGUCCUGCAAAACAUUUUGAGGUACAUUGUUUUGUCUCAGCUAUUUUGUAGCAGACUCAUGCCCCCAUUAGUGUGCCUCUUUGGAACAUAUUUGUAAUAUAGUCUCCAUAGAAAAUUUAAUUAUCCUUUUUUUAUUUUUAGGGAUUUUGUCGUUUUUUUUAAAAAAAUUGAACUGUUUUUGUAUUUAAGUCCAUAUUGUGUUGGUACAUCAGCAGAAACAUUUGCUUUAAUACUUAAUAUUUCUGAGGCACAUGUUGGACUACUUUGUUUUUAUAUAAACUGCUAGUAUUUCUUUGUCAAGGAUGUUUCUAGUUUUUUUGCUUUAUUGCCUUGCAUUCUAAUGCAGUUUGUUCUGUAACUCGAGAGCCAGUAGCAUUGGAUUGAUGGAAGUGUAGGGUUUAUGAAUUAUUGCAGCUGACUACCAUACCUCACACAGCGUUGGUGUUGUGAGCGGCCCAUGAAAAGCCAAAUUAAAAAUCAAGGAUUCAGUCAAACUAAGCAGGUACUCAUGCCAGGUACUCCUUUCUCUACCCACAUCCAUGUUUGAAUGCUGUUGCCUGUAAUCUUUAAGCUUACUGUUGUGUUUUUAUUUACAAGAAAGUGAAAAGGAUUUUUUGUGUAUUGUGUGAAAACUAUAAAUCUGAUGUUAACAGAAUGGAAUUUUCUUUCAACUGUGUGUAGGGAUGCAGUGCUGCCCAGAAUUAGAUAUCUUUAAGAGUUUUAAAUGCAAUAAAUACUACAUAAUAAUCGCCUUGUUACAUUCAAUGCAAUUCAAGUCUUUAAGAGGUAUGUGUUUAAUAUUUCCUACUGUGUAGGAGAAUUUGCAGUCAGCCAUAGUACAGAGCAGUAUAAUGGCUGAUCCCAGACUUGUAAAGCAAAUGUAAAUACAAAGGCUGAUGCCUAAAAUUUUUAAUAUUACAUGGCAAGGAUGUAUGCUGACAAUUCUCAUUUAUUAUGAAGAAACUAAACAUUAGGAAAUAUAUAGAUAUUAAAAAAACUUUAAAAGUUUUUCCAUUUUUGACCUAACUUAAGCGUACAUAAAUGGUUUUUGAUGUAUUCCUAAAAUAAGGAGCUAACAUUGGAGAAGACAGCUGAUAAAUUAGCUACUUGCAAUAUAAACUAUUAGUAUAGUUUCAGUGUUUACACUAUGAACUCUUAAACACUUAAGGUUUGAUCAUUAGACCAUUAAGAUUGCAUUAUUGCUUCUGGAGCCCCUAAUUUUCAAUGUUGAAGUUUUAGUAGAGUAAGAUGACAGCUAAGAACUGGGCCGAUAUUUAGAAGUGGCAAACUAACCUUGCUUUACGUUGUCUAAUUGUUUGCUUUCCCAAAAUUUUGCAUUACAGGGCUACCACAUGAAGAAUCUGCGAAGAAUCCGGAAGACAGCUUGCAAUGAAGAUCUGCUUUAAAUGAGGUGAAAGAAAGCUGUAGUGGCAUAGAAAAAUAUAAAGUUCGGUUAGAAUUUUUUUUAUAAAAUUAAUUCAGGACUGUUGUUACCUCCCAGAGUGCAGAGGGAUGAGUUAAUAACAUACAUGCCACUGAGAAUAUAAGUCCUGUAUCAUUUUUUUUCUUUAAGACUUUUUAAGAUAAGAAACAAACAUAACAUGAACCCAUGGCUUGCUCAGUGUUUAUUUGCAAGAUUUCAUUCUUGGACUUUGAAACACAAGAAUAAAUGUUUAGUAUUUGUGUGAAUUAAACUAAGUUGAAUCCCAUUUUUACAACUAGGAUAUAUCUAGCUGCUUGAUAUACCAGAAAUGGAAAUAAAGUAUCUUUGAAUUUCUGUUA
This is a messenger RNA of Chelonia mydas (Green sea turtle), 3298 nucleotides long. RefSeq names its product LUC7 like 3 pre-mRNA splicing factor (gene LUC7L3). Gene Ontology annotation, molecular function: mRNA binding. NCBI's taxonomy places the organism in Eukaryota, Metazoa, Chordata, Testudines, Cheloniidae. The coding region runs from base 150 to 1613 and encodes 487 amino acids. The record is from RefSeq and is a predicted model, not a curated record. Gene Ontology annotation, cellular component: U2-type prespliceosome; U1 snRNP. The transcript is spliced from 11 exons. Gene Ontology annotation, biological process: mRNA splice site recognition.